AAGUUAUCACUCGCUGCUCUCACGAAUCAUGAAUGAAGCCGAUGACCCUUGGACAACCGUCAGUACGCCAUUGACCGCCAAAUCGUGAAGGCAUGGGGACGACGACAAACGUGCGUAAUCACGGUGGUUGAUAAAUGGCAUAACCUUCACAUCUUUCCCUUAAUUUCUCAUGUUUCGUUCUCCACGAAUCUGCCAAGGCCCCGUUCUACAGGUCGACAUGUGCUAUUUUCAGUGCACAAACCCUGCACGCCAACCAUAUCGCGGCUUUUGAUACGAUGAUAGACGAUAUACAUCUUUUCGGCAUAUCUCAGGAACCCGAAACAUACGACGGCAUGACGGGGGGGUGGGUGAUAGCACGUUGCUCUUUUUGAUCAGGAUCACAAGGUGUGCCAGUCUAUACGUACGGAGAGGAGGAGGACUGUUGAGUAUAUAAGGAUGCUGUGAAAUGAAGACAUUCGGAGCACACUCACCCAAAAAAAACACAAUCAUCUUCAUACUCCCCCCUCAAAGAUGCGAUCUGCAGCUCUCUUUGCCUUGCUCCCUAUUCUCGUCAACGCUGCUGCGGUGGAGAGACGCACUGCCGACUCCAACGUCGGAUCGACCACAUCGGAUGUCUUUCCUCCAGCUGGUACCAGCGUCAAUUCCAAGCUCUUCCCUCCCGAAUCUGUGGUCGGCUACGCUGGAGCGACUGUGACUGGUGCUGAGCCCGCUGCUGCUGCUACCGCUGCCGCCUAUGCUUACAACGACGGCACGUCCAACAACUUCCCUCUUGUCGCCGAUCAGCCCAAGGACAGCAACUCUGAAGACUUUGACGUGUUCAAGCAGUGGGGUAACCUCUCUCCUUGGUACUCUGUCCCUUCCAGCUUUUACGGCCUCAACGAUACUUCUCCUCUCAUCCCUGACAGUUGCUCCAUCACCCAAGUACACUUGCUCUACCGACAUGGUGCUCGAUACCCCACUUCUGGCGCUGGUCCUUCCACCUUUGCAGCUAAGCUUGCCAAUGCUACCGCGCAGGAUGGGGGCUUCACUGCCAAGGGUGAUCUCGACUUCCUCAACAAGUGGACUUAUAAGCUUGGCGCUGAGCUCUUGACUCCUUUUGGAAGGUUGCAAAAUUUUGAGCUUGGAGUGGCUUUCCGACAGCAGUAUGGGGCAUUGUUGAACAACUUUACUGAGCAAGGUGCUUUGCCUGUAUUCAGAACUGAGAGUCAAGAUCGUAUGGUCAAGACUGCUGAAAACUUUGCUGCUGGCUUCUUUGGCGUCCCCGAGUACCUCGACCAAGUGAGCAUCGAGCUCAUGGUGGAGACAAGUGGCGUGAACAACACGGGUGCGCCAUACGAGACGUGCCCCAACUCCAACAUUGCCUCCCGCGGUUCCCUCGGUUCUACCGCUGCUUCUGCAUUCGCCAAGGAGGCUUUCAGCGGUACCGUCUCUCGACUCCAAAGCCACGUUGACGGUGUCGAGUUUGACACGACCGAUGUGAUUUCUAUGCUCCAGCUAUGCUCUUAUGAGACUGAUGCGCUCGGCUACUCUGCGUUCUGCCGUCUCUUCACCGAGGAAGAUUUCAAAAACUAUGAGUAUUAUUACGAUCUCAGUUUCUACUACAACAAUGGUGCCGGUUCUCCCGUAGCUGCUGCGCAAGGUAAAGGCUUCCUCGAAGAGUUUGUCGCCCGUUUCACCCAGACGCCUAUCACUUCUUCCGACUCUAGCGUGAACACCACCCUCGACAGCAACCCGAUCUACUUCCCGCUCAACCAAUCCAUCUAUGCGGAUGCGACCCAUGAAGUCGUCUUGCUCGAUACGUUUACCGCUUUCAACUUGAGUGCGCUUUUCAGUACGGGCCCGCUUCCUGUCGAUAAGCGUGUGGAAGGGUCUUCAUUUGUGGCUUCGCAGGUGGUGCCUUUUGGGACGCACAUGGUUGUUCAAGUUCUAGAGUGUGCGGACCAGACGCCUAGCAAACAGAUGCGGUUCAUGAUUAAUGAUGCCGUCCUUCCUCUUGAUAAGAGUUACGAAGGGUGCGAAUGGAACAAGGAUGGAAUGUGCGCUUUCGACACGGUCGUUGCUGCUCUUCAGAAACGUAUCGCUGAGAUCGACUAUGACUAUGACUGUAAUGGAAACUACACUGUUGAGGCUGGACAUGAUUAUAAUGGGCGUGCUCCUCGAGCGUAAGGGUCAAACUAUCAUACCACCACACUAGAAGGUUGAGAGGAAGAUGGAAGGACGCGGAUGGAAAUUUACUUAUAGUAAGGGUCAAGAGAUGACUGAAGAUUCAAAGAGGAGGAUCAAAAAGCCUAAAGAAUAUAUUCUGGAAAAGGGCAUCAAAAUGGGACAGUAUAAUUUCUGAGGACUUUGUUGACGGGGAAAAUAAAAUAGUAAUUCUAGACUGCAAAUAGAGAAUGGGUAUAUAGGAAGUGUUUACAUGCGUAUAAUAAUGAAAUUGGUCUCAAGUUGUGAUCUCUUUCAAGUGGCCGAGGCAUGGUCCAUAUCUCGUGGUAAAUUAUAUCCGCAACUGAGUUGUUCUAUGGUGUUGCUUAAUUAGCAUGCACGCAUCCUACCUUUAAAAAGGUUAUUUGCUUUGUUGUGCUCUUGCGGUGACAUCGGCGAGGCGGUGAGCAUAAAACGGACAAGGUUUGGAGUGAUCGUUGAUAUGAUAAUACGUGCCUGAAUUUGCCCACUGAGAGAUCUAGCGAUGUCAUGAGUGAAGUCAUGGUUUGCGCUGUACGACUUGCAGACUGGCGACGAAUGUGCGCGGCCCUUCUGUGCUCUGC
Molecule: messenger RNA, 2765 nt
Organism: Cryptococcus deneoformans JEC21
Lineage: Eukaryota; Fungi; Basidiomycota; Tremellomycetes; Tremellales; Cryptococcaceae
Product: acid phosphatase, putative
Exons: 5
Coding region: 511-2166 (551 amino acids)
Molecular function (GO): acid phosphatase activity
Source: RefSeq, a predicted model, not a curated record